This is a messenger RNA of Scleropages formosus (Asian bonytongue), 683 nucleotides long. It is a transcript of the gene sdhaf1, whose product is annotated as succinate dehydrogenase complex assembly factor 1. Gene Ontology annotation, cellular component: mitochondrion. The record is from RefSeq and is a predicted model, not a curated record. Bases 2 to 250 code for a protein of 82 amino acids. The transcript has a single exon. Gene Ontology annotation, biological process: mitochondrial respiratory chain complex II assembly. Lineage: Eukaryota; Metazoa; Chordata; Actinopteri; Osteoglossiformes; Osteoglossidae.
UAUGGCGCGUCACAGUAAGAUGCAGAUGCAGGUGCUCUCACUGUAUCGCCAGUUACUGCGAGCUGGCCGGUAUAAACCUGGCUUUUUGAUGCGGAUCCGGAGUGAAUUCCGUGAGAAUGCCAGCAUCCCGAAGAACAAUGUCAUGCACAUUGAGUACCUGUAUCGACGUGGCCAGCGACAACUUGAACAGAUAAAAGAUGCCAAUACCAAGCAGCUUGGUGCUUUUACCAAAACCAGUAAGGACAACUGAAGUUGUAAGAAAAUGCCAUCCUGCCCACACAAGUGAGUGUUGUUGACACACCAAUGAAACAAAAAAUUUCCAUCAGGAAAAAAUGAGGAUCGGAAGAACCGGGAUCUUGGAUAUGAACUAAUGGAAUGAGUUUUUCCCCCUACGUUCCCUGGACAAUUAGCCAUAUGCCUUUUCAGUUCAGUUCUGCAUAGCGUGGUGAUGACAACCAUAUAAUGGACAGUUGCCUAUGCUAAGCGCUGGGUGGAAAUUUGCAAGACCCCUGUAAGGUCCGAUGUUGUUUUGGUGAUGUCCCAGCUAAUAAUUUUUUUCCAAGAAUAGGAAUGCUCACUCGUAUUUAUGCGUCUUUUCUGAAAACUGUUAAGUAAAUGUAAUUUUUUUUUCUUGCAUUUGAGGAAUACAACGUUGAUAAAACCCUAUUUGAAAAUGUGGUGUG